Paramecium tetraurelia is the source of this 2931-nucleotide messenger RNA. RefSeq lists its product as uncharacterized. Gene Ontology annotation, molecular function: protein kinase activity; ATP binding. The transcript is spliced from 3 exons. NCBI's taxonomy places the organism in Eukaryota, Ciliophora, Oligohymenophorea, Peniculida, Parameciidae. Gene Ontology annotation, biological process: protein phosphorylation. The record is from RefSeq and is a predicted model, not a curated record.
AUGGAUCUGUCUCUCCAAUUAAGCUAGAUGAAAUUAAUUAAAGGAAAUGACUUUCGUAAGAAUUUGGUGGACAAUGGACAUUUAGGGUAAGGUAAUAGCAGAGUGUAUAGUGUCAUAGUAAACGGGAAGAAGUAUGCUCUUAAGUAAGUCAUAAUCAACUAGUGUAAUAUUGAAAACGAAAUCAAAAUCAUGUAGUAAUUGUCUCCUUCAGAAUAUGUGAUUAAUUUGAUUGAUUUCAUGAUACUAGAAACUGUCUCAGCAGACAAAUAUGCCUAAAGCCAAUAAUUUGCAUAUUUACUAAUGGAAAAAGGUUAGCAGAAUUUGGAUUCCUAUAUCAAAAUCAGAAAGCAUUUCAUAGACACAGAGGAAUUGCAUAAAAUUUUAGAAUAACUUAUAAACAUUUUUGAACAUUUGUAACAAAAGAAUAUUGCUCAUAGAGAUAUAAAAUUAGAAAACCUAUUGAUAAUGGAGCCAUUUCAAAUAAAAGCUUGUGAUGUUGGAUGUAGUACAUAGAUUGAAACAAUAUAGACUAUAAGUGUUGUGGGUACUAAAUCAUAUUUGGCUCCAGAAUUAUUGAAUGCAGAAACAUCUAAACUUAAGCAUAAUCCAUUCAAAAGUGACGUUUAUUCACUAGGCUUAUGCUUCCUAUAUCUGGUGACACUUUAAUAAUGGCAUUCCAGAUAGAAAAUUAAUUCUCAAAUUGAAGAAGAAAUAAUUACAGAUUAUAUGAGACAUGUUCAACGUAUAACUGAAUCAGACUAAAUCAUUCUAACUAUUCUAAAGAAAAUGUUGCAAAUUAAUCCAAAUGAACGUCCUGAUUUCAUUGAAUUAAAAGCCAUUUUAUAAUAAUUGAAAGAAAAUCAAUCCUAUUAAUAAUAAGUAUUAUCCAAAGGGACAACAAUUGAAUCAUUCGAAUCACCUAAAAAGGCCAUUUCAUAAUUUGAUUACCUUUCUCCAGAUGUCAUAUCAAGUAGAGGUCGUAACACAGGAUCAAACUAUUAUUAACAGGAAAGAUAGAAAUCAGCCAAAUAAAUCUAGCUAAACCUUAGCAAUCAGAAAAAAUAGAAAUCAUCAACAAAUCUGUUAGUUGACACCAAUAAAAAAAGACAAGCAUCAAGAUCUCCAAACAGAUCCUCCCCAUCACAUUUCUAAACAAAGGAAACAUAAUUUAGCAGCAAACCGCCAUCUGGCAAUCCAUUGAAGCUCCCUUAGUCAACCAAGGCUAGAUAAAUUAAAACUCCAUCAUCUCCUAGCCAUAGUUCAUAAAACUUAUAAUAGAGAUAAUAAUGGCAAUAAUCAAAGUUUUAUCAUUCAGUUGUAGAAUCUAAAAGAAUGCACCCUGAAAGCUUUUCUUAGACUAUGCCUUCGAUCUAAAUGUUGGGUCCUGAUGAUUUUAAACCUACAGAUGACUUACUCAAUUGUAGUUACAGUGAAGUUGCCGUACUUUAUUAAAAUCAAAGUUACAUCAGUUUAUACUAAAACAAUCAAAAUCACCACUAAACUAAAUGUUAACUGCCUAACAAAUGCAAAACACUUAUAUUAAAAUUAAAUAAUCAAACUCCUGAACUAGUGUUAUCCCUUCAGAAUGAUAUUCAAAUUCUUACUCUGGAACUAAUUGAGGAUUCUAAUCAUAAUACUAACUAUAAGUGGUCUGAUAAUUUAAGUAAUAUGUAAUUCCCUUGCAUAACACAGUUAGAUAUCAUUGUCUAUAAUAAAAGUUCUUAAGUUAAUAAUAUCAUCUAAUUCUUAACAAAAGUGUAGCAUAUACCUAAGGUCAGCAUGACAAUAGGAACAGAGAUGCCUGAAUAGGAUCAUAGAACUAUUAUGUGGAAAUUAAGUAAAUAUAACUGCACAGCUUUCGAAUUUAAAAUUCCAAGAAUUAAAUUAAAUUAUACCCAGACAUAAUAGCUUUGGUAAUUUAAUUAAUCAUCUUUAGAAGAACUAAGUUUGGAUUAUGAAGAUUGUGGAUUAUAAUAAGCUUUUUCAUUAUUAGUAGCAUCUUUGAGAACUUUAGAUCUAAAAAAGUUUUAAUUUAAUUUAACCAAAUUACAAUCUAAAAAUUCUGAAGUCAGUCUAUUCUUAGAAUAUUUGGGUUCAAAACAAAGCUUAAAAGAUCUUGUUUUGAUUUUGGAUUAUAUGACCAAUUAUGAUAAGUUGGUUUAGGAGAAGCUGAAAAACAACAUUGGAAAAUUAAAAAACUUGGAAAGACUGACAUUAUCCUUAAUUGGGAAUACUAUCAACUAUGAUUUCUUCGAGAGACUGUUCACUCAGUUUGAAUAACUCACUUUUCUCAAAUACAUUGUCUUAAGCUUUGAUCGAAUUUUUGAAAAAGAAAAGAUAAAACAACUUCAAAAGAAAUUUCAAUUCUUGUCAUAAUUCACCAUCUAAUUCUAUGGAACUAACACUACAUUAACCAUAAUUAUGCAUAAUAAUGGAUUAUAAAAGCUGUAAGAUUAUGGUAUCACUAAAUGCAAUUAAGGCAAGUAAAUUAAAUUAAGCAAAAUGUAUUACUGUAUCAAAUGUUCUAAAACUCAUUCUUUCUUCCUUAAUCAUUUAUUUUAAAUUUGCAGUACAUGCGUUACAUAAUGUCAUUCUAAAUGUGAAAAUGCUAUUAAUUCUUAUGAGACCGUGACUCAUGGAUCUGACUCUAUGGUGCAGAGUUAGAUUCUUCUAAAUGAAAUUAGAAAAAAUCAUACAUUUAUUGAAUCUUUCAAUUCAAAUGAUCAUAGAUGUUAUUGUCAUCUAUUAGGAACAUGCAAUCAAUCAAUUCCAAACAGAGAUCGAAAUAAAAAUCAAAUUCAAUUCAAUUGCAAGACUUGCAAGAAAUCCUUAUGCCGAUUAUGCUCCUAUGACUGCCAUCAAUAACAUUAAACUAAGGAGUUAUAUAUUAACAAGUUUGUAUGUCAAUGUGAAUGUGAUAAACAUGUCUGA